UUAUAGUUUGCACUCUUCUUUAUUCCCAUCGUUCCCCUUUUCCGGAAUCGACCACAGGCAGCCCAGCGCAAUGGCAGCGAUACAGAAAUUUCUCAACCUGCGUGCACCGAUCGGGACGUUCGUCCGGGGCAUCAGCACCAGUGUGCCGAGGUUCGAAAUCUUCAAGGUGCAGUCGCCGGAAGAGUUUAACGAGAAAGUUCGCAACAGCAAGGACCCGGUGAUCGUGGACUUCUUUGCAACGUGGUGUGCGCCGUGCCGUAUGCUGACCCCACGGAUCGAAACCGUGAUUGGGGAAAACGAGGGCAAAAUAAAGCUGGCAAAGGUUGAUAUUGACGAGCACACGGACCUGGCGCUGGACUACGAAGUCCAGUCCGUCCCGGUGCUGCUAGCCAUUCGUGACGGGAAGGUGGAGCAGCGGCUGGUCGGUCUGCAGGACACGGACAAGCUGCGAACGUGGGUGCAGAACGUGGUGGGAAAGACGAAAUGAUGCUGAUCCUGCCGGUAGCCACGAUGUGUUGGAGCUCAUUUUCAUCCCUCAUCCAUUAGAUGGAUCGAGUACAGCGUAUGUGUGUGUUUUUUUCUGUGUAUAUGUUAUUCAUUUUUCCUUCCGGAACGGGGAAUGACGCUAUCUUCGUUAGGACAAAAGAAACAAAACAGUGUAAAGUGCGUUAGUAAGCCAACCUCAUCUUUCCAUAGCCUGGAAUAAAGCGGUCACAAAAAGUGUAA
Molecule: messenger RNA, 726 nt
Organism: Anopheles arabiensis
Lineage: Eukaryota; Metazoa; Arthropoda; Insecta; Diptera; Culicidae
Product: thioredoxin, mitochondrial
Exons: 3
Coding region: 71-487 (138 amino acids)
Cellular component (GO): cytoplasm
Molecular function (GO): protein-disulfide reductase activity
Source: RefSeq, a predicted model, not a curated record